GUUUAUCACUAGUCGUGUGUUUGGUUUGCACCGGCUUUCAGUCCAGACUGCUGAACAUAAUCAUUAAAGAGAUGGCCGCCAGCACGCACAUGUUCACUGACAAGGAGACCAAUAACUGGUUCAAGGCGUGCUUAGCACUCAAUUUGACAAAGGAAGGACUAGCUAACUUUCUGAAAACAGAAUUACAGAAGUUGCAAACUGCCGUUGGUAUAAGUUGUGGAAACUGCUCCACUCAAAAACUAGUACUAUGUCCAACGAACCCAUACUGUAGCAAGCGGAAACGGAAUUAUUGUCCUUACCACAAAUCACAGAUACCACAGUCAUGCUUAACAUGUGAUAAAGUAAAACAGAAUAUCGAAUCACAUCACAGAUACAAUAACCCGUCUUGGCGGAACACAGAUGCGACAAAAUGGGCAAGCGACUAUUGGGAAAUAGGCAAAUGCUUUCUUCCUCCGGACGGGUAUAGCAGCGUUUUAUCGGUUCAAGAAUCGGACUUGAAUGGCGUGAUAAGCAUCCUGUUGAACUGCACACAUUUCCAGAACUGUCUCUCCCCUUCAUGUCUAUCUCCUCCACCACCAAAUAAGCAAUCUCCGCUAGAAAUGGUCCGUCAGAUAGGCCGAGAUGUGCGUCACACUUCUGACUGCAAGGUUACAGACUCAGCUCUGCAUGGCUAUUUUCAGAGAUUGUCCACGCUACUGGCUGAUCCAAAGUUCUUACUACAUGAUCAUUCAGCAACGAUAGCGCGUACUCGACUUAGUGAUUUGCAGAAUGAUCGCAUGUCAUUAAAAGACCUGGGCGAGCUGUUAAAAGAAGCCUAUCAAACACUUGAACAUGCGAAAGAAACAGGCGAACGUGUUUCGAAGGAGGCAGAAAGAACCCUAGCAGAAGCUUUGAAAAAAAUAGACACUUCUAUACAGGCAGGGGAACAGCGAAUUGAAUGCAAGACACAGCUAGGUGAGCAACGAAUUGACAGCACGACACAGCUUGGGGAGCAACGAAUUGAAAGCAAGACACAGCUUGGAGAGCAAAGAAUUGAAAGCAAGACACAGCUUGGGGAGCAACGGAUUGACAGCACGACACAGCUUGGAGAGCAACGAAUUGAAAGCAAAACUCUUGCUGUUGAAAAACGAAUCGAAACGAAGGGAAACGAUGUGAAACAAAACAUUGAAAGACAAAUAAAGGAUGGGACACACCACAUCUCACGCCAUUUGCAGAUUGGUAUUGUGCGCAUGCAACUAGCUGCGAACAAAACUAAAGCAGAAGACUAUGAACGAUGCGUAGCAGAUCUUCGCCAAUGUUUGAUUCAAUAUUACGAUGACACGACUUGCAAUGUGCCUGUUUUAACAUUUGAUAACAGUCUUGAUAAGAGAAUAACAGACGUAUAUGCAACGCCGAAAAUACACCGCAUCAAUAUAGAAAAAGAUGGACAACGUGUGAAAGAAGAACGAAUACUGGCCUACAGAGACAUAUUUUACACCAACAAUACAUCAAAUAAACGUAUAUACAUACAGGGCGAACCAGGUAGAGGAAAAUCUACGUUUGCAGUUAAGUUAGUCCAUGAUUGGUGCUACGAAAAACCGCCUUUAUCGGCAAUUACGUCAGAAAAUAUAUCGUUGUCUAAUCGCCUCAUUUGGCGCGAUGAAAACCUGCUUUCACCAUCAGCUCCCAUAAACAUUCAAGCGUUUGAAGAUCGGGUAACACUUCAGAAAUUCAAGUUCUUAUUUUUCAUCACGUUGAGAGAUUCGAGGGAUCAGACGGAUGUUACGCAGAUGAUAAAAAAGCAGCUUAUUGAUAAUAUGUUUUCUGAUGAAGAACGUGCCGAUAAGUACAAACUGCUCCUACAAAUAAUAAAAACUGAAAUUUGCCUCGUUGUACGAGAAGGUCUAGAUGAAUGGGUGUGUCCUAGUGGUAGUAACCUAGCUGAACCAUCAAUGGCGGGAUUUCCGAAGGACACCUGCACGGUACUUACAACUACUCGACCAUGGAAACUGGUUGAUGAAAAAAUUAAGAACUCGCAGAUCGAACGUCUGUUAGAGAUCGAAGGGAUAAUCAGUCCAUAUUCAUUUACUAAAAAUAUUCUUCGCUGCAUAAUUGACCAGAGGAAGGCUCUAGGGGACACCGUGGAUGAAUUUGAGUUAUUUGUAAACCGUCGUGAGCUCCAAUCGUUAUCAUCCUCACCAAUGUUGUAUGCUCUGGUCAUCUGUAACUGGGUCGACACGAUUGGGGAGGAGGAACAUUUGAAAGGCUCGUCAUUGUGUUUACUUUACACUACUCUACUUGAAAGUCUUUGUAAAAAGGCUAACAGUGCACCUGGUUACUUUAACGAUUCAAAUGCACCACCAGUGCACUGUUUUUCUAGAACAAAUUACCUACAGCCAAACAUCGAACACUUAAAUAAGCUCGCUUGUGCAGCUUGCAAAUUGCUAUUUUCUUGUGAAAGAGAAACAGCUAUUGUAUUCAACGAUAUCAAAUUGUCUCACUAUUUUUCUAACGAAGAGUUUGUGGGCUGCAAGAUGUUUGCACUAAAGGCAGGAAUAUUAACAAACAGGAAAGAGAAACAUAGAACAGAGAACUCCAACUUGUUCAUACACAAAUCUGUACAGGAAUUCCUCGCAGCAUAUCAUAUCGCCUGCAAUCCAAAUGUCAUUGAUGACAUCAUUUCCAGAUAUCUUGAAUGUUACAAUAAUUCAUAUCUCGACAUAUCGCAAGUUCUGAUAUUUGUGUGUGGAAUGAAUAUUUCCGCUGCGAAUAAACUGUCGGCUUUGAUGAAUCAAUGUGACGUUGAUAAUUGCGGUGCUUCAGGGUAUUACGCCUGUGCGUUUCAGAGAGUCAUUGAGUCUGGAAUCAGAGAGGCAGUAGCAAACAAGCAGGAUGGCAUUCGCCUGAAGCUCAGUCACUUUAACAUUACUCCGGGCAACAUGAGAGAUAUAAACUUGAUUUGGUCUACGAACACGUCGAAUAUCCAUUCAUUCUCGGGAGUCUUCAAUGCACUUGAUGAGCGAACAUCUCAUUUUGAGGUAAAACUGUCAUCGUGUCUCAAGUUGAAAUGGUUGCAAUUAUGGGGAAACGGCAUAUGGUUUCAAGAGACAGACACUUCGUCCAAAUCGGAACAUCCGAUCAUGAUUGUUCUAAACAGUGCAUGUCAAUUCCAGUGUGCAGGACCUCUUCCAGUACUGCCCUCCAUAGAACGAAUUUAUUUACAGCAUGUAAUAUGUUCCUCUACCUGGCUACAUGGUCUGUUCUGCACUCUGCUGACAUGCGAUCAUGAGGUGGUGUGUACGAUGAGACAAUGUUACAUAAACUCGCAUUCUGAUUAUGAAUCAUCCAAAAUACAUUUGGGUAAACAUGCAGUUAACAUGCACAUAAGUACGUAUGAAAGUCCCGGUCUGAGGGAGGCUCUCCAUGGUCUGAAAAUUAAGAGUCUGACUCUGAGUGGUUUUACGGAACGAUUAUGUGUAAAGUCGUAUGCGCAGUCACUAUCCUCGCUCAAACAGUUGGGAACGCUUAGUAUUGAUAUGAAUAACAGCCCCAGUCUGUGGGAGGCUCUAAAUGGUCUGAAUAUAAAGAGUCUGACUGUGAUUGGUCGGAAUAAACGAUUAGAUGUAAAAUUUAUAGAGUUGUUAAAGCAGUCACUAUCCUCGCUCAAACAGAUGGAAACGCUUAGUAUUGAUAUGAAUAACAGCCCCAGUCUGUGGGAGGCUAUCAAACGUCUGAAUAUAAAGAGUCUGACUCUAACUGGUUGGAAUGAACGAUUAGAUGUAGAGUUUGUAGAGUCGUUUAGGCAGUCACUAUAUUCGCUCAAACAGCUGGAAUCGCUUAGUAUUGAUAUGUAUAAUAGUUCCGGUAUUUGGAAGGCUCUCAAUGGUCUUAAUAUUAAGAAUAUGACUCUGAAUGGUUUUAAUAAACUUUAUGAUGUGAAUCAUGUAGAGUCGUUGUCGCAGACACCAUCAUCGCUCAAACAGCUGGAAACGCUUACAAUAUGCGUAUUUAACUAUAUCGACCUACAACUACCACAAUCGUUGAAGUAUGUGAAUAUCUACUGUUACGCAUUGUAUCCAUCCGAAUUACGCACACUUGCGAAAACACUGUCUGCAUGUGAUCAGAAAAUUGAGGGAAAGCUAGAAUUCGGAUGUUCACGCAUUACAUCCGGAUAUGUUUUUAGUCACAUUUUUGAACGAAUCCCAGUGGAGGAAUACAUGGCCAUCCGACAGGAACUUGUGGCGCUGAAGAAUGUUGCAGUAAAAAGAUUCAAAAUAUUUGAUAGGAUAAAACCCAACAUGCGGACUGGCGAUGCAGAUUCUGCCUGGUCUGUACGUGGGAUUUGUGAUUCCGACGACGAUCAUGAGGAUUAUGGAAACGUUGAAGAUGACGCACACAAAAAAUUUAUUGCAAAUAUUAAUGAUAUUAUCAUCAAUCGUAUUUCAAUGCGAUUUGCGAUAACUCCGGAUUCGAUAUCAUAAAUUCAUGAAUGCGACUGAAGGACAUGAUUAUAAAAUGAAAUAUAUCAUUAUGUAUGUUUUGAACACAAGUUGUAAAUAAGAACACUUUAUCUCACUUUUAUAUCAUGAUGAGCGGUUAUUUCGGUCAAAUAUUAAAGACAGAAAUGAUGUAAUUAUAUGUGAAGUGUAUUGGUAAAUGACCCACGGUAGUUAUUCAAUAGCAAAAUAUCAUCGAAAUAUAUUAUUCUAAGUCAAGCGACAACUAAGUCGUAUAUCUUAAGGAUUGUAUUUGCUCGAGUUUUUCAUUUCAAAUGACUGAUAAUACAGCCAAAAUUAAGACUGUCUCAUUCCUUAAAGGGGCCUUUUCACGUUUGGGUAAAUUGACAAAAUUGAAAAAAGUUGUUUCAGAUUCGCAAAUUUUCGUUUUAGUUAUGAUAUUUGUGAGGAAACAGUAAUACUGAACAUUUAACAUGCUCUAAAAGACAUUAUAUGCAUCUUUUGACGAUUAAAAAAAAAACAAAAUUAUAAAGCGUUGCAACGCGAAAUGAAUUAAUAAUUUGGAAAGUUCUAAUGUUGUCGUUAUAUGUUGUAAAACUACGAGGAUUGCUUAUGUAUAAAGUAUAAAAUACAUCUGGCAUUGUAUUCGGAAGAAUGGCCGAGUGGUCUAAUUGGAGGACUUCUUAUUCCAGGGGUCAGUGGUUCGAGCUCUGCUGAGGGUUACCUUUUUUCAAUUGUAUUCUUGAUUUUUUACUGGAGCUUUUGUAUCCAAUGUUUACAUUUAUCAAUAUAAAGCAUUUAAUGACAAACUUCAAAACAUGCCAACAUCUGUGAAAAGGCCCCUUUAACAGUAAACCGUAUUUUCAUCAUAUUCGUUGAUUUAAAUAAUAGAACAGUAUCGCAUCCUGUCUAAUUUUGCUACUGUGUAAUUAACAUUAAAUUUACAUUAAAUUUAUAUAACGAUUUCGUGUUUUAUUUUAAUCAUAGUGAAUAAUAUAUUAUGCAUGCCAUUUUUCUUAGUUUUGCUUGCAUACACAUACCAUACGAUUAUUGCAAUUUUUCGUUUACACGUUUAUUCACGUGCAUUUAUAUGUACAUGUUUUGAACAAUCUUCGCAACUUCUAAAGCAAAAAUUGGCUCCGUCUAUAAUUAUUGCAGAUGACCAACACUUUAGACAAUUCUUUUGCAAAAGAAAUCAAACAGCGUUCCUUAUUACAAUACAUCAUAAAAAUCAUAUACAUCAUAUAAUACAUCCUCAUUGUCUCUUUCAUUUAUUGCUUGUUAUUUUGAUGGUUGCGUUUUACGUUAUAGUACCAUGAACAUUUUGACGAAUGAAAGUGACUUGGUACAAUGUAAUAAAAAAGUAAGUUGCCUACUUUAAGUUCUCAUACAGUGUCAUUUUAUUUUCAAGGACAAAAAUAAGCCUAUACUAUUCUCUUAUACUAUUAUCUAACAUUUGUUUAUUUUCUAUGCUUUAAUAGAACGCCUAGUUACAUGUUUUGAAAAGCAUCGUUUAUUGUCUCUAUAAUCUUACAAAUUUUUUGAAAUAAAUUCCGGUCAAGUGUGAGAUUUGAACUCUUAGAAGCCGGUUUAAACUCCUAUGCUUUGGCCCUAUAUGUAUAUAUUGUAUGCGUGUUUGUUGUGUAUUUUGUAUUGUUUAUUCAAAUCGUCCAUGUAUGGCUUUCAUCACAAUGUUUGGUAAAUGGCUCCUAGCAUUAUUUAAAGCACAGGUGGUUAGCGUGUGGCUAUGAUAUUAAUU
Molecule: messenger RNA, 6195 nt
Organism: Dreissena polymorpha
Lineage: Eukaryota; Metazoa; Mollusca; Bivalvia; Myida; Dreissenidae
Exons: 7
Coding region: 72-4460 (1462 amino acids)
Source: RefSeq, a predicted model, not a curated record